Exophiala xenobiotica is the source of this 2454-nucleotide messenger RNA. RefSeq lists its product as uncharacterized. The coding region runs from base 487 to 819 and encodes 110 amino acids. The record is from RefSeq and is a predicted model, not a curated record. The transcript has a single exon. NCBI's taxonomy places the organism in Eukaryota, Fungi, Ascomycota, Eurotiomycetes, Chaetothyriales, Herpotrichiellaceae.
CAAUCACCAUCCAUCAAUUCUCCCUCAAUUCUCCUCAACCACACAUCAUUCAACUUUUUCUGUAGAUCCCUACACCAUACCGAUCUAACGAGUCCACUCGCCACAGCUUCCUGCUUGUUAUCUGGAUAUCUAUGCCUGUUUCGACUGGCACAGGUCCCGAAAUAGGUCAUGACUUCAGUCUAGUCAUGGACGGUUUCUUCCGGUCGAACGUGAAGUGACAGCGAGGCGCCUCUGGGCAAGAGGCAAAUCGACCUUGAGCGGUCUUGUGCUAUCUCGGUUAAAUUCUGUGCCAAUGGUAAUGUUCCGAGUGGUACUGAAAACUCCACUAGACCUACGACUACGAAAGACCGAACGAGGCCUCCUUCAUUCGCAUUCGCCACCUACCUAACAAAAUCCUCCUCCUCCGCGAGUUUCCAAACCAAAGUACACGCAAGCCUGCCCGGAGGAAGUCUAGCUACGACCGUUGGUGGUCUUUCCGAGUGCGCUAUGACCAAAAGAGAAGGGCUACUCGUAUAUGGAAAAUCGUCAUCAUCAGCACAACCCAUUUUGGAGCCAGACGCCGGCCAAGUACUUCAUUCAGGAUAUAACGCAGAUGAUCAUCAAUCCCGAAAAAUCGGUAACACCGAGAUAAGAUGCUUCGCCCUGGAGUAUCGGGCAGUGAUCGCUCUCGGAGCACCCAAGCCACACUGCCUCGUAAAAGGCUGUUCCUUCAAUGAUGGUACUUUCGACAAUGCUGUCUCAACUCGAUGGCUCGCAAUCAUCGCUAGCAGAAAUUUCUUCCAAGAAUAUCUUACGACUCCGGCACAACGGCUAGUGUGACACGGUGUGGCCUAUGCCAAUCCUGAAAUUCCAUUGCCUCCGUCUCAAACUCCCACUCAGACCACCAGGCUCAAACGAACUCCGUGCUGGUGGCAAAAGAUCGGUGCGCCAUUGAUUGCUUGAGACAAGGUCACAAACGCCAAAUCAUCUCGAAAAGUCACGAUCUGAAGCCCAAACUUUUGGUGCGCAACCCCGGAACGUCGCCUUUCCAUUGAUGGGUCUGUUUGAGCCUAAGGCAUCAACCCUCCGCAUUCGAGUGCUUGCCGAAGGGCAUACUGCAGCUCUGAAUGGCUCUGUGCCAUAGCAUCGGUUCGGUAAGCGAGACCAAUCAUGUCUUUAUUUCUGGCUCCUGCAAAUUCAGUUUCCACCACCACGAAGCUGCCAUCACACUAGUUCCUUGUCAAGGACCGUUGCUCGGUCGAUGUCGCACCAUUACCCAGUACCACCCGCAGACUUCGUUCUUCUGAGGGGCCAUCGAUGUGUACUCGCCGUCGCCCUGCACAGAUGGGUCGGCCCAGCUUGACCAGUUGUAACCACAUGACAUGGGUUGAGUUGACCAACUUCGAGUGAUCCGGGACACGCCAUGCUCUAAAUCUCUGAUGCUUGCCGGAGAUUGUCAUCCGUCCGUUGCUGCGCGGCGACCAAUAGCAGACAUAUGUUGCUUCUACGAGGGAGAAAUGGACGUGUUUCCAUGCACCAUUUGCUCGAGUCGGUAUCCAGUGAUCCUCUUCCCGUGGCUAAGAGCUACCGGUGCCAUCACCUCAUUGAGAGCCACUGCUCAAACGUCAAUCUUUUGGAUCGUCGACAACCUGGUCAGCGCUGUCCCUUGCAUUGGCGAAGCGCGAAUCCCACACCACUUACAGAAUCGAGGUCGCAUUCUUGCAACUUUAUUCAUGCAUCGACGCGCGUGAAAUGACUCUAGUCUUUGACGCCAUCUGUGAUCGCACAUAUUGGCAGUAGGACUUUCAACUUGCUCUUUCAUGGCUACCGGCGAAUUCGAAGCUCCCAUUGAUCACAACACUGAUGCAAGCGAAUCGCCUCCGUUUGAUUUGGUUUUGACAGUGCUCCUUCAGGGGCUUCCUGCAAUCACCAAUUAUGAUUAUCGCCCUGAGUCUGCUUGACGGAGCCCCCUGCUUUUAGAGCCUGCUCCACCGACUACUCCUUUAGCCGCAUAUCUAGCAGCUGCAUGCAAAGCACCUGGUCAUAUUGACUGAGACUCCAUGGCAUUUCCUCUCUCGAUGGUCCUGCCAUGACGAUGGACAUUGGUGCACUCUAGCGAGCUCUUCCAUCGAAGUUGUGCCAGUGACGUUGGGAUAUUGAUCUUUUGGUGCUUGUUACCAGAGAUCACAGUCUCCAUAUCAAUAGAUGAGGUGUUCUUUGAUGGGCGACUAACACUCUACAAUGUAAUAGAGCUGCGUGAUAGGCAACACUUUGCGGGCUUUGUCCGUAAUUUUCUGCGAAAACUGAACUCCUGCACGACGGCCAAGCACCAGCAUCGAGCUUCUCGUUGGUUGACUUGUUUUCGGGGCACUGUUGAUGUUACUUUCCAUUUUCAAGUAAUGCGUCCUGGACGGAGUUGACCCAUCGUCCUCUGUUGCGAGCAACCAUGCAUUCAUGAACAUCAAUCGAUUCAUC